Messenger RNA from Sciurus carolinensis (gray squirrel), 2145 nucleotides. It is a transcript of the gene Pitx1, whose product is annotated as paired like homeodomain 1. The record is from RefSeq and is a predicted model, not a curated record. Lineage: Eukaryota; Metazoa; Chordata; Mammalia; Rodentia; Sciuridae. Gene Ontology annotation, biological process: anatomical structure morphogenesis; regulation of transcription by RNA polymerase II. The transcript has 3 exons. Gene Ontology annotation, cellular component: nucleus. The coding region runs from base 269 to 1213 and encodes 314 amino acids. Gene Ontology annotation, molecular function: RNA polymerase II cis-regulatory region sequence-specific DNA binding; DNA-binding transcription factor activity, RNA polymerase II-specific.
GCCGGGGCCGGGCGGGCGGCUGAGGCCCGAGCGGCGGGAGCACAGUGCGGAGCGCAGAGUUAGGCGCUCGGUCGCAAAAAUCCGCCGCUGCCCGCCCGGCCCCGCUGUCCCGGGCGGUCCAUGGAGCGGGCGCGGCGUCGCUGCCUGCGCGGGCAGCCCUGGGGGGCAACCGCUUAGGAGCCGUGCUCUUGUCCUCGCAGGUCGCAGCCAGGGCGGCCGGGCGAGCCCAGCCCCGGCUCCUGGAGCGCCCGCCAGGGUCCCCACCUCCAUGGACGCCUUCAAGGGGGGCAUGAGCCUGGAACGGCUGCCGGAGGGGCUCCGGCCGCCACCGCCGCCGCCACAUGACAUGGGGCCCGCCUUCCACCUGGCCCGCGCCGCUGACCCCCGCGAGCCGCUCGAGAACUCAGCCAGCGAGUCGUCUGACACAGAGCUGCCAGAGAAGGAGCGCGGCGGGGAACCCAAGGGGCCGGAGGACAGUGGCGCGGGCGGCGCGGGCUGCGGCGGCGCGGAGGACCCAGCCAAGAAGAAGAAGCAGCGGCGGCAACGUACGCACUUCACAAGCCAGCAGUUGCAAGAGCUGGAGGCCACGUUCCAGAGAAACCGCUACCCCGACAUGAGCAUGAGGGAGGAGAUCGCGGUGUGGACCAACCUCACGGAGCCCCGUGUGCGGGUCUGGUUCAAGAACCGGCGGGCCAAGUGGCGGAAGCGCGAGCGUAACCAGCAGCUGGACCUGUGCAAGGGCGGCUACGUGCCGCAAUUCAGCGGCUUAGUGCAGCCCUACGAGGACGUGUACGCCGCCGGCUACUCCUACAACAACUGGGCUGCCAAGAGCCUGGCGCCAGCGCCGCUGUCCACCAAGAGCUUCACCUUCUUCAACUCCAUGAGCCCGUUGUCGUCUCAGUCCAUGUUCUCGGCACCUAGCUCCAUCUCCUCCAUGACCAUGCCGUCCAGCAUGGGCCCGGGCGCCGUGCCCGGCAUGCCCAACUCGGGCCUCAACAACAUCAACAACCUCACCGGCUCCUCGCUUAACUCCGCCAUGUCACCGGGCGCCUGCCCAUACGGCACACCCGCCUCGCCCUACAGCGUCUACCGGGACACGUGCAACUCGAGCUUAGCCAGCCUUCGGCUCAAGUCUAAGCAGCACUCGUCGUUCGGCUACGGCAGCCUGCAGGGCCCGGCCUCGGGCCUCAAUGCGUGCCAGUACAACAGCUGACCGCCCAGCGGAGCCACGCUGGCCCGCGGCCGGCAAGGCGAGGCGCGGGGGCGGGCACCGAGGGCGCACGCAGGGCCACAACUCGCCGCGCCGCAGACCUCGCGUCUACGCGGUCCCCUCCUUCCCACCUCCCCACCUCCAGGUUUGGUUUUGUGUUUGCUUUUCCGGAUCCCACUCUGCCCUCAACAAAACAAAACUCAAAAAACAAAAAAACAAAAGACAUGGGAGAAAAGUGCCGCGAAAAAAAAAAAUGGAUGAGUUGCAAUUUCCCUCGGGAUGGCGCCGGUGGUGUGUGUUCGUUCCCACGGGCCCCAGCGGCCCACUCCGCGGAGGGGACGCGGCACCAGAAACGAGAUCCGCGGCCCGGCAGCAGCGAGAGGACGCCCUUGUAGCCCGUAUCCCCGCCUGAGCAGCGGCGCCUGCGAACUGGUUGUGCGGAGCCGGGACAGGCCUGGGAUUCCCCGGCCCGGUACUAACCAAGAUGCCACUCCUAGCUAGGUCCCGCCGAGCAUAAUUUAGCCCAAGCCGGAUCCGAGUUGGAGCGGGCGUUAGGCUGGGAACGACACCCAGCCCGGGAUCGGGCACUAGCCGUGGAUUCGCACAGGCCCCGGUGCGCCCCCCAAGCCCUCGCCAGCCCGCGCUCCGGAGCCCUUUAUUAAGGCCAAGGGGCCAUAGCUGGUCUUGCGGACACGGCAGGGGUUGGGGUGGCUCGUGUCUGAGCACCCCUGCCCCAGCUUAGCCGCAGGCCCAGGUCCUCUGCUCCGUUCCCGGUCCAGGAGGUGGCCCCUGUCCCGGAGAACAACCCCCCUCCUUUACCGCCCGCCGUGCAAGAGUCGAGCCGGAAGAGCGCGGGGCGCGGCCCCAGGGCCCUGCGCCCACUUUGCACACCCGCUCUCCGGCCCGCGCCCCUGUUUACAGCGUCCCUGUGUAUG